AUGGAAAAUUGGGAGAGCUCGGAAGGAGAGCUCGAACUGGCCAACGGUGUUCUGCGUGAUCCAGCCGGAACCGUUGUGACUAAAGUGGAGCUGAAGACUGAGCUCGCAGUGGUCAAGUCGAUCUUCGUCCGAUGUUCAUCUUUGGUCAUGAAUCGCGCGCCAUGGUUGAAAAACCGAUCGACCGGGCUUACUUGUCUCGACAUAGUGCGGAGUAGGGAUAUCCGAGAAAGCCUCGGUGUAACGGUCACUGCUUCUUCAUAUUGA
Soboliphyme baturini is the source of this 264-nucleotide messenger RNA. The record is from the annotation of a GenBank genome assembly. Lineage: Eukaryota; Metazoa; Nematoda; Enoplea; Dioctophymatida; Soboliphymatidae.